Molecule: messenger RNA, 1163 nt
Organism: Oldenlandia corymbosa var. corymbosa
Lineage: Eukaryota; Viridiplantae; Streptophyta; Magnoliopsida; Gentianales; Rubiaceae
Source: the annotation of a GenBank genome assembly
GAUUUGUUGUGUACUAAUCGUGUCUUAUAAGUGAAACGACGCGACUUUUUGGAAACUAUGUGACCUCAUAUCAUUAUAAAUUCUAUCAUUUCUACAGAUUUUUGUCAACGAUCCAAAUAUACUUCUUAUUUCUAAUAAUCAUUUGGUAGCUAGGGUUCCAGAAUUGAAGCCAAUAUGAAUCAAGGAGGAGCAGCAACCAGCUUUCCUGGUAAUAACAUGAUGAAUCAAAGAGGGCCAGCAACAAGAUUUGAGGCUGGUAAAGGUUUACUACGUUCAGUUGAGCAAAUCAAAGCUGUGGAAGAAACAAAGGCUUUAGUUUGUCAGCUCUGUGCCAAAUUCUAUAAUCUUGGAUGGCUUUAUGGAACUGGUGGAAGUCUGAGCAUCAAAGUUCAUGAGGAAAAUGUGCCUAAAAAGAAUCAGAUCAUAAUAAUGACUCCUUCAGGUGCACAAAAGGAAAUGCUGAGGCCACAGGAUUUGUGUACUGUUUCUUCCGAUGGAACUUUUGUUCAUUUCCCAUCCACGGGAACGAAAUUCUCAGAUUCUGCUGUUCUUUUUCUUAAGAUUUACGAAUUGCGGAAUGCAGGAGCUGUGAUACACAGUCAUGCUCUAGAAUCUGUCAUAGUGACAAGGCUUGAUGAUUCUGCGAAGGAGUUUCGCGUGAAAGACAUGGAGAUGAUUAAAGGGAUAGAAGGCCAUGGUUAUGGUGAUGAAAUUGUUAUUCCGAUUAUUGAGAACGCUCCACAUGAGUCUUUACUCGCGAAUCCACUUGCGGAAGCGAUAAGUGCUUAUCCCAAAACGAGAGCGGUGCUAGUUCGACAUCAUGGUGUGUUUAUUUGGGGAGAUACCUGGAUUUCUGCUAAGACUCAGGCUGAGUGUUACCAUUACCUCUUCAAGGCCGCGGUUCAAAUGGACAAGUUGGACUUUUUCCAAUACUGAGGAAUAUACCACAACGCAUCAACUCUGUAUAUUCACAAUUUCGUUGGAGUUUUGGAGGUCAAGAUGCACACAGAAUGCUGAGGAAUAUAUAUGCAUUGGAUUUUUAUUACUUCGUUGAUAAAUAGGGUGAUAUUGUAGCCGUAUAAAAACGUAUGAAUGCUUGGAGGCACACCAAUCGACAUGCCGCGAUUAUAUGGAAUUAACAGCUGUAUUUCAAACAUUUGCGC